AUGAUACAGCUCUUACGUGGAUUGGAUCCAAAGCGAUAUAGACCCAGAACAUAUGUAGUAGCACAUCAUGAUAUACUUAGUGAAAACAAGGCUAUUCAACUUGAACAAGACCAGUUUGAUCAGGGUGAUUUUUAUGUGUGUCAUAUUGCGAGAGCAAGAAAAGUAGGUCAGUCAUGGCGGACUGUUCCGUUUUCUGUUGUCUAUGCAAUAGGUACAUCCAUUCAAGUCUUAAUUCAAGCCUGGCCUGAUGUGAUAGUUGGCCUUAAAAAGAUAGAAAUCAUUUAUAUCGAAUCAUUUGCCCGCGUGUCGAGUCUCUCAUUGACCGGUAAACUUUUGUACCCUUUUGUGGAUCGAUUUUUGGUACAAUGGCCCGAGUUGAGUGACCGUUUUGAACGUGCUGAAUAUAAAGGUAUCUUAGUCUGA
Molecule: messenger RNA, 423 nt
Organism: Gilbertella persicaria
Lineage: Eukaryota; Fungi; Mucoromycota; Mucoromycetes; Mucorales; Choanephoraceae
Product: oligosaccharide biosynthesis protein Alg14 like-domain-containing protein
Exons: 3
Coding region: 1-423 (140 amino acids)
Biological process (GO): dolichol-linked oligosaccharide biosynthetic process
Cellular component (GO): UDP-N-acetylglucosamine transferase complex
Source: RefSeq, a predicted model, not a curated record